Labeo rohita (rohu) is the source of this 4713-nucleotide messenger RNA. RefSeq names its product solute carrier family 19 member 1 (gene slc19a1). Gene Ontology annotation, molecular function: folic acid binding; folate:monoatomic anion antiporter activity. Bases 2543 to 3874 code for a protein of 443 amino acids. Lineage: Eukaryota; Metazoa; Chordata; Actinopteri; Cypriniformes; Cyprinidae. The record is from RefSeq and is a predicted model, not a curated record. Gene Ontology annotation, biological process: folate transmembrane transport. Gene Ontology annotation, cellular component: apical plasma membrane; plasma membrane; basolateral plasma membrane. The transcript has 6 exons.
CUGGAAACCCAAACGCAGAAGACCAGAACCUGGAAAUGGUCCGUUGUUUAUCUUUGUUUCUAUGGCUUCAUGGUGCAGCUGAAGCCUGGAGAGCCGUUUAUCACACCAAACCUGCUCAGUGCAGAGAAGAACUUCACUAGGAACCAGUUGACACACAUGACUGUGGAACGUUGUUUUCAAACUCUGAAACAGCUACUGGGGUCUGGCAAGCCAUGUGAAUACGGUCAGAGUUCAAAUUCCUCCAAAGUGGGUCAGAUCUACUUUGAGGAAGGAUUGAAACAAACCUGCUGACUUAUUAUAUGUGGAUUUAUUAACUGUAAGAUUGCUUUUUUUUUUUUGUAAACGCAUGUAAACCCUCAACAGAAUUUGUACUCAAUGUACUGCUCUUAUCAGGCUCUAGCUGGGUGUUUUUUAAAUAGGGUUAGUAAAAGCCAUAAAAUUAGUCAACCACAUGCAGAGAAUAUCUGUAUGGGAAUUUUCCAGUUAAAUACUGCAAAACUGAUGGGAGUAGGUGCCUGUUUUGACAUGUUUUUAGCCCAGUGUCCAUGUCAUAAAUGAAGACACUUUUGUUUAGCCCAAAUUCUCUUUCACAUUACAUAUUUUUACUACAUGUUAACAUAUUUUAGUAAAUAAAAGGACAUCUAAAAGCUGUUACAUUCAUGUCUUCUUGUUUAGGUACCUAAAUGCAUGUCUAAGUUAUAAAUCAGGCAGAGUAUGGAUCAUUCAUUUGGUUGAAUUAUUCAGGCAUUAUUUAGUCUGAUGCUUUGAAAUUUGCAUCAAACGUCUUUGAUAUAUUAACAGUCAUUACCCGUGUCAAUUAAGUUUAUAAUGUAAUGUAGUCAGUUACAAUUAAACUAGAAUAAAAGCUUAUUCAGAGCUUUAUUCAGAAACAUGCUUAGUUCACCCAAAAAUUCUGUCAUUAAUUACUCACCCUCAUGCCGAUCCAAACCUUUGUUCAUCUUCGGAAUAUAAAUCAUCUUCCGGUUUCAUCAGAAAUAUCUUAAUUUGUGUUCCAAAGGUGAAUGAAGGUCUUACGGGUUUGAAACGACAUGAGUAAUUAAUGACAGAAUUUAAAUUUUUGGGCGAACUAAGUGGAAAAUUUUGUAAUGUAUCACCUGAAUGUAUUUUAGAUUAUGUCUAAAUAUUGUCUUAUGUCAAUUUAAAAUGUAUUUAUAUUUAUAUAAUAAUUUACCAUUUUAGCAUUAUGAUGUUGUGACAUUGUGUUUGCCAUGUAAAUAGCCCUGAUGCAAACCUGGCACUUAAAAAUGGAAAAACUAAUAAACAAACAAUUAAACUAGAAGUACAAAGGUCAGUGUUACAUUUGUGCUGUAUAAUUGUAACAGUGGUAUGUAGUAAAUGUAAUUACCCUCUGUAAUGUGAAUUAUUGUUUUAUGUGACAUAAUAAUGUUAUCCAAAACAAUAAUAAUGUUAUGCAUAACAUAAUAACAUAAUGUUAUACAAAACAUCCUCAAACACUAAACAUGUCCUCAGAUUAUGAAUGAUGGGCUUUAACAGUGGCAUAAGCAAAAUACAUAUUUCAUUCACCCUAAUGAUUCACUUUUUAAAUAGAAAGAACUGUAGUUCAAAAUUGACCCCUUGUCCACAAUUUAAUAUUAAUACUUAAAGGGGAAGUUCACUUCCAGAACAAAAAUUUACAGAUAAUUUACUCACCCCCUUGUCAUCCAAGUCAUUCAUGUCUUAGUUAUUCAUUCAGUCGAUAAGAAAUUAUGCUUCUUGAGGAAAUAUUUUUCAGGAAUUAUCUCCAUAUAGUGGACUACAAUGGUGCCCCCAGUGAACUUCGAAUUUUUGAAACAAAUGUACAAUUUAUAUUUUUUAAACCUUAAACGCUCGCCUGGUCUCUGUUUUUGUGAGCUCUGUUUUUUCUGGUUCAAGAGAGUUAGGGUAUGUCAAAAAAAAAACCUCCCAUCUCGUUUUGUUCCCCAGUUUCAAAAAACAUUCUACAUUGCUGCAGAAUUACUAACCCAGUGUUUACAAACUGAACAUGCAAAGAAAAUAAAACGCCCUUUACAAAAAAAGGUAAAACAGCAAUGUAGGGCGAUUUUGAAGUUGACUGUAUUGUAUUGACCUGGAUUACACAGGCUACACAUGCACAUCGCAGAGACAAGACAAGAUGAGCAUUUGAGGUUAAAAAGUAUAUAAAUUGUCAGUUUAUUUCGAAAAUGACAGUUUAUUUCACUAGAUAAGACUCUUCUUCCUCCGUUUAGAGUCAUUUGAAGCUGCAUUUAAACUGCAUUUUGGAAGUUCAAAUUUUGGGGCACCAUUAAAGUCCACUAUAUGGAGAUAAUUCCUGAAAUGUUUUCCUCAAGAAACAUAAUUUCUUUACAACUGAAGAAAGAAAGACAUGUAUAUCUUGGAUGACAAAGGGGUGAGUAAAUUAUCUGUAAUUUUUUUGUUCAUUUUGGGUCAUUCUAAACCUCUGGUAAAUGAAGUCCUGGGUUAUCUUGUUUCACAAUGUUUAUACUUUACCUAGGGUUAACAAUUAAACUGUUCAUUAUCUGACAUUACACACUGUACGUUCUUGAUGGUGAAGGUUACAAAUGAGAUCAACCCAGUCCUCUCAUAUUCCUAUAUGGCCGUGCUGGUGCCUGUUUUUCUACUGACAGAUUACCUACGGUACAAGCCAGUGCUUAUCCUUCAGAGUUUGAGUCAUGUUUCCAUUUGGCUCUUGCUGCUUUUGGGAACCUCGUUGCUGGAGAUGCAGUUCAUGGAGUUCUUUUAUGGCAUCACCAUGGCUGCCCGUGUGGCGUACUCCUCGUACAUUUUCUCACUAGUACCAGCUGCUGUUUACCAGCGUGUAGCCAGCUAUUCUCGCUCAUCUGUGCUCAUGGGCGUCUUCACAAGCUCUGUGCUAGGUCAGAUGUGUGUGUCUCUAGGACGUGUAUCAUACUGGACGUUAAGUGCAGUCUCUCUGGGGUUUGUCACUUUUGGGUUACUCUUGUCCUUAUGCCUACCAUGGCCCAAGCGUAGCUUGUUUUUCAACCAAGCCCGUCUGGAAGAGGAAAGGAAGGAAGCAGCUCAAUCGGAAUUGGCCAGAAUGAAGCCUGGCAAUGAGAAGGAUGGCAGUGUGGCUGCACAAGGCAGUAACCACAAAUCCCCUUCCUGGACAAAUUCAGUGUUUGUUCAAAUGCUGAAGGAGUUAAAGAAUGUAGUGAAAGUACCUAGUUUAAGACUUUGGAGCUUGUGGUGGGUGUUCAACUCCACUGGUUAUUAUUUAGUUUUAUUUUAUGUACACAUCUUGUGGAAUAAAGUCUACCCUGCCACAGAGAACAAACAUGUCUACAAUGGAGCGGUUGAAGCUGCCUCUACAUUAUUAGGUGCAAUCACAUCGUUUGCAGCAGGCUAUGUGAAAAUUCGAUGGAACCUUUGGUCUGAACUGGUGAUUGGAUUGAUCACUGGGGCACAGGCCAUUCUACUGCUUGUCAUGGGCGUAACAAAUGAUAUCUGGAUUUGCUAUGUGGUAUAUGCUCUGUUCAAAGGCUUCUACCAGUUUCUAGUUCCAAUCGCUAUUUUCCAGAUUGCCUCCUCUCUCACUAAAGAACUGUGUGCUUUAGUGUUUGGAGUAAACACUUUUCUUGCAACAAUCCUGAAAACGAUCGUCACUCUCAUUGUGGCAGAUAAGAGGGGAUUGGCUUUGGAUGUUCACUCUCAGUUUUUUGUUUAUUUCUUUUACUUCACUCUGCUGACAGUGAUUUAUCUGAGCUGUAGUGCCUUUAUCAUCACGUGUCAUUACCGCAAUCAAAGAGCAGUGGAGGAGACUACAGAGGAAGUGGCCAUAGCCACUGAACUUAGUCCCAUGACAACAGCUGCUAGUGAAGGCACAACGGCACAUAAUGGAACCACCAUCAAGACAUGAGAUUCAAAGAAAUUGUGCCUAAGGUGGAGUUUCUCUAUCUUUUAAACUGUUACUUCAAAAUCAGAACGUUUUAUUAUUAAGUAUGAAUAGUCUUUGUUUUAUUUUGUUUGUCCUAUUGCUCAUUAUUAGAAUAUAAAUAAUUACUACUUUGCAACCAUUCAAUCCAGUUCUCUAAUUGAUCCAGGAAGGCUGAUUUUUAUUAUAUGUCCUUAGAAUAUCUGAUUGCGGUCCAAUGGAAGCUGGGGUGGAGUUGUGGGAUUUUUGUAUGGAGUGAGGACCAUUUUUGUCAGUGUUUUCUUUAACUCCAGGAUUUUUUUAACACUAGGAGUAGGAAAUAGAAAACACAUAGUGUUGUUAACUUGGAGUGAUAACUAAAUUGUGAUGAACAAGGAUGGAAUAUUGCUCCAUAAACACUUCAGUCUGUGCAUUGCUUGAUGACACACAAAGCUUGCUGCUUUAGCACCUUUGGAAGUUUUUGCCAAAAGAAAAAAAAGUGAUCAUGUUUUGAUGGAAAUGCGAGUGUUAACUUUAUAGAACCUGUAUAAAAGAAAAAUCACACAAACAUGAUUGUACACAAGACACUUGCUUAGUUCUACUGUAUUUUAAAAGUAAUUACUACUGUUUUUUUUUUAAUUAAUAUUUUAUAGUGUGAUCAAAUAACGAGCUGCAGACCACGUCUUAUUACAAAUAAAUUGUUAAAGUGUUUAAAUAAUUUUCAUUUGUAUGAAUUUGUCAUUUUGUAAAAUUCCUAUUGUUUCAAACCAGAAUUACAGGAAAAUAUGCCUUAAAGGAUUAGUUCACUUCCAGAAUAAAAUAUUCCUGAUAAUUUUCUCACCCAA